Messenger RNA from Striga asiatica, 642 nucleotides. Lineage: Eukaryota; Viridiplantae; Streptophyta; Magnoliopsida; Lamiales; Orobanchaceae. The record is from the annotation of a GenBank genome assembly.
AUGAAGACAUCUCCUCUACUUCUAGCGGCAGUCUUGGCCGCCGCCGCAGCCUUUUUCCUGAAAACGGCUGCUUAUACAUCAUCCCCACCUCCCAAUCACAAAAAUACCUACAAAAACUUUGUCCUUACCCAAUGCAACGACAAAAAUGUACUAUAUCCUCACCUCUGUGAACAGACGCUACUUCCCUACGCCAACUCCAUACACGGAAACCUCGGGAAACUCGCCCACAAAGCCCUCAACAUCUCAUUAACCCGCGUUCAGGCCAUGACGUCAUGCAUCUCUCGCCAGAAAAGUCACGACACUAACAUCACCGCGGCUUUGGCUGACUGCAACAACACUCUCGCGACUGCACAGUCCUACAUAAAGCAAUCACUGCAGCAGAUGGACUCUCCAGCGCCCCCCAAGCAAGGGGGAAUUGUGGGGGAAAAUGUGAAAACGUGGGCGAGUGCGGCCCUAACAAACGAAGACACGUGCAAGGACGGCCUCAGCAAAUACUCAACCAACACUAGCUCUGCUGCGUGGGCGUGGCAGAACUGCAAUUCCAAGUACUUGGUGGAGAACGUGACAAGCAAUGCACUCGCCUUUGUUAAUAAAUACUAUUCUACUCCUCCUCGUCAUCCUCCUCCUCCUCCUAAGUAUUAA